AUGGCUCUUCGCCAGAAUGGAACCGGAAAGCCAAAGAAACUACCCCACACCACGGUGCAGAGGUUCUUGAGUUGGGGGCUGCCCAACUGCUGUAGCCAGUUCCUGUGGCGCUACCCGGGCCAGUUCCCUGCCACUGCUUUCCUGCUGGGGGCAGGCACUGGGGGGCUCCUGGCCAUAGGUCUCUUUCAGCUCCUGGUGAACCCAAUGAACAUCUAUGAAGAGCAGAAGAUGGUGGUUUUGUACAGCUUGGUGGGUUUGGGGGCCAUAGGUUGGGGGAUGUCCCCUCAAAUUCGCUGUGCCAGUAUCCUUUUGGUGCCCAAGAUGCUGGGCAAAGAGGGCAGGCUGUUUGUCAUGGGGUAUGCUUUGGCUGCCAUCUAUGCUGGGCCAGUAGCCAAUAUGCGGCACAACCUCAACGAAGUGAUAGGGUCACUGGGCUGCACGGUGGACCUGCAGAUCAACAACAGCCGCGCGGCCUGGCGCGUCUCCACAGCCCCCUUGAGGGCAGUGUUCAAGGAUCUGCUGCGCAGCAAAGAAUCACUGCAAAAAGAGUCUCAGAACAUCACUAGCUCCUUUGAAGAUCUGGAUAAUCAGGUGAAGAGUGAGGCUGGCUACUCACCUGAAGAUGGCAUGGACUUAGAGGAAGCAACCAAAGGCAAAAAGAAGGCCCGUGGGGCGUCCAACAUCAGAGUCCCCUUGUCGACCCAAAAGAUGUACGAGAUGAAGACGAAGCUGCGUUGCUCCCAUGUGGUGAAUCUAGGCAUACGGAGUUGCCGCCGCUGGUUUGACCAAAAACAUAAAGACUGCAUGAAACGCAUCUGGGCCCCAAUCAUCAACCACCUGCUCUGCCUGCCGAUGCAGUUCAAGUUCUUCUGUAACAUUGCCAAAUUGAUAGAGAUUUGGUGCCGCAAACGCAUCCCAGUGGAAGGCAACUUCGGGCAGACCUACGACUCCCUCAACCAGUCUGUCUAUGGUCUGAACAAGGAAUUUUCAGCUAAAAUUAACAUAAAGGAAGAGAGGCAGACUGGGCUGGUGGGCCUCAACAAGAGCUGGGAGCAGGUGAGCACUGAGGUGCGAGACUACGUGGAGCGGCAGGAGGCCCGUCUGGAGUGGACCCUCGCCCUGCUACAAGUGCUGCUGUCCUGCACCUUCCUCGUAGUCCUCCACGCGUGCUUCUCCUACGUAGACAACUAUAACCGGGACAUCCGCUUUGACAACAUCUAUAUCAGCACCUACUUCUGUCAGAUCGAUGAGCGCAGGAAGGAGUUGGGAAAGCGGACUCUGCUGCCCCUGCGCAAGGCAGAGAGGACGGCUGUCAUCUUUCCCUGCAAGCCCGCCAUCCAGGCCUCAGAAAUGAAAAACUUGGUGAGGGAGCUCCUAGAGACCGUGCCCAUCCUGCUGCUGUUGCUGCUGCUCUGUGUGCUCGACCAGGCUCUCUAUACAGUCUUCGACACCAUCCGCCAGCACUCCUUUCUGCAGUACACCUUCCGCAGCAGUCAUAAACUGGAGGUGAAGGUUGAGGGGAACUCGAUGCUUGCCCGGCUUCUUCGAAAAACCAUCGGAGCCCUGAAUACCUCCUCAAACGUGGAGGUGGAGACAAACAACAUGCCCUGCCUGCCCCAGCCCGUGUGCAUGGAUGCCAAGGCCUACUGUAAGACUAUGUUGCCGACUGGCCUGCUAGCCUGUCUCUGCCUAGCCCAGGCUUACGGCUACCGACUCCGCAGGGAUGCAGCCUUCUAUUUCCCCAAGGUAGAGAGAAGACGGAUCCUGUUCUUCUACAACGAGCUCUUGAGGAAGAGAGCCUUCUUCACCAAGCUAAGGAGGGCGCCCAUCAUAAGGCGGGCGCGCCAGCAAAGGGCUCCGCGCCACCACCUGGUGAUGUCCUGCACCACCGCUUCGCCUGCGCCGCUGCGGCCGGCGCUGCCGCUGCUGGUGUGCCAGGAGCCCGAGACACCGGAUCCUACGUGUGCCCGACCGGACUGCGAGGCCGUGUACUGCCAGCCCUGCUGGGACGACAUGCGGCAGCAGUGCCCGGUCUGCACCCCCCGCGAGGAGCUCUCCUCCUCCGCCUUCAGUGACAGCAACGACGAUGCGAACUACGCGGAGUGAAGGGCUCGCGGCUCGCUUUCCCGCUCACCUUCCCGGUUAAUAAAACCGCCGGCACGUUCCCGCCUGGCUGCACUGCGAGCGAGGGGGGGACGGGCUGAGCCGGGCGCCGUCGAGCAAGGCAGUGGAUCCCAGCCACCCAGGUCCCAGCCACGGAUCUGGGGCGGGGAUCUGAAUGAAGCCUGGGUAGAGGGAAGGGAAGGCGCGACAACCAAGCC
Perognathus longimembris pacificus (Pacific pocket mouse) is the source of this 2321-nucleotide messenger RNA. It is a transcript of the gene Dcst1, whose product is annotated as DC-STAMP domain containing 1. Lineage: Eukaryota; Metazoa; Chordata; Mammalia; Rodentia; Heteromyidae. The record is from RefSeq and is a predicted model, not a curated record. Gene Ontology annotation, cellular component: membrane.